AUGGCCGCCGAACCCUCUGGCUUCGCGCUCCGGAAGAACGGGACCUGCCUCUCGGAAGAGGUCGAUUGUGGCCGAACAGUCGACCCCUACCGCGUCUGCUGCCCCGCCGAUUCUUUCUGCCCUGCCAAGUAUAACGUCGAUUGUUGUCCCACCGCCGCGAACUGUACGACCCAACUCAUCCAGACCCCGGCCUGCGCGAACGAGACAUGGGAUCUCUACGAUAAUGGCGGAUACUUUUGCUGCGAGAGGGGAUUGAUCGGAUACGCGGCCACGAGAACGGGGAGCAACGGGUGCGCGUCGCCAGGCUACGCCUUCCAGGCCGGCGAGGUGGCGCUCAAGCUGAUCAGCGCGGGAACAGACGGCAGCGACGCAGACCCAGAACCCUCCACCACGGGGUCCACGACCUUCUCCUCGAGUAACCCAGCACCCACCGCCGCGGUGACGACGCCGCCGCCCGAAUCAGCCAGCUCCGGUACCCCGGCGGGUGCCAUAGCGGGCGGCGUGAUUGGCGGCCUCGCGGCGCUCGCGCUCGUGGGCGCCGCGAUAUGGUGGUUCCGGAAACGGAAGGCGGCUAGCGCGCAAGACGAGAAGGCCCACGCUGCUGAGCUACCGCAUGAGGGGAGCGCGAGGUCGGAGCUGGAUGGGGGCGCGUGGGGCGCGGGUCAGUAUCGGGGGACCGCAGGAGAUGUCGGCGCCGAGACAGAUGGCGCCGAGCGAACUUCCGGCGUAGGAGGGGGUUUGGAAGAAAGUGGUGUGCGGUAG
This is a messenger RNA of Parascedosporium putredinis, 762 nucleotides long. NCBI's taxonomy places the organism in Eukaryota, Fungi, Ascomycota, Sordariomycetes, Microascales, Microascaceae. The record is from the annotation of a GenBank genome assembly.